Molecule: messenger RNA, 1043 nt
Organism: Emys orbicularis (European pond turtle)
Lineage: Eukaryota; Metazoa; Chordata; Testudines; Emydidae
Gene: MVB12A
Product: multivesicular body subunit 12A
Exons: 9
Coding region: 29-859 (276 amino acids)
Biological process (GO): receptor catabolic process; regulation of epidermal growth factor receptor signaling pathway; endosome to lysosome transport via multivesicular body sorting pathway
Cellular component (GO): cytosol; ESCRT I complex
Source: RefSeq, a predicted model, not a curated record
GGGGAGCGAAGCCGCCGGGCGACGAGAGAUGGCGGCGCAGCUGGAGCAGUCCCCGCUCACCGGGGUGGCCUGGGCUUCCAGUCCCGGCGCGGCGCCCUUCGGCUGGACACCGAUCACCUCAACCCUGGAAGGAGCCACAGCCAACUUCGGGAAAGGAUUUGGGCAGAAAUCAGGCUACGUCUUGUGCAUCACCUCCACGGCGGCCAGUGAAACCUCCCCAGGCGAUGUGGUAGCCGAUGUACAGAUCCUGAGCGAGAAAACACCUCUGCCUACAGGAUACAUUUACAUUAGGGAGUUCUUAGAACCAAAAACGUCCAUUUCCAAGAAGAAACGAAUUUGUGUGAAGCUUGUCCCCUUAGGUGUGGCAGAACUAGUUGUUUUUGACAUUAUGCUGAGUGGCAAGAGUAAAGUGGUUCCAUGCUAUAUGAAGAUAGGGGAAAUUAGCAGCUUUGCUGUUUGGUGUAAAAAGGGGCACCUUCUCAAACCUAAACCCCUUCCAAAACCAAGGAAUAUCAGUCCAGCAAUGAAGGGGCUUUCACUGGAGACAACAGACCUGGAUAACAAAAAGACAGAAUUUUCAUCGGAAAAGUCUUUGACUAGAAUUGGCUCAAAAUAUGUAUCCCUCAAACGAGAUGAUUCCAUUUAUGAUACAUCUAACCUCUAUGGCAUUUCAGCCAUGGACGGGGUACCUUUCGCACUACACCCCCGAUUUGAAAGCAGCAUCACUACUAGGACUAAUGCCUUUUCCAUCUUCACGGACUUGAACAUUAAGUCUCUUGCUGACAUUGAGAAGGAGUAUGACUAUGCCUUUGUAGUUGAAAGGACUGCGGCUGCCAGACUCCCACCCAGCAUCUGUUAGCAUCGAGCAGCACAGAGUGCUACUAAAGCACAGGGUACAUGUCCCUUCUAGCAGAUAAAGUUACAUUCUGCCUACUAAAUCAUUCCAUUGAGGCUGUCUGUUGCCACAGGUGCAUAAACUGCACAACCCGAUGUGAUGGACUCAAUUCUCUAAAGGACACUCCUGUAAAGAACUGAAUGAACUC